AUGCCGCUUCACACAAAUAAUAAGAAUAUAUAUUCUACUUUCCCUUAUCCAAACAGAAGGCGAAUUAAUCUUAGGCGAAUUAAUCUUAGCAGUUCAGACGAGCAAGCUAAUAGUGACGCGGAACCUAUUCAGGGGCGUCCAAAAAUCUACCCCAGUCACAUGCAAUAUUACUAUGGUCCUCCGCCUCCAAAUAACAUUCAUCCUUCCAGGAUUCCAAAUAACAAUUUUGUCCCCCAACAUAAUAAUAAUAUCCGACCGGUACCGCCGUAUCUUAUGUCACAUGCAUCAUCACUUAUGUUUGAAUCCCUUAAUCCUUUUCCAGACGAUGUUGAACCUUUGAACGACUUAGUUCCUCCGCUUGAUGGCAAUUUUCCAUAUCGUCCCGAAAGAAACGAAUACAUUCAAUUGAAAAUUUACGAAAUUCACUUUGAUGACGAAGUUUACACUUCGACAGAAAUGGCUGGACCUUUUGCAGCUUUUCUUUUGAUAUAUCGUUACAUGUUUCGAAAAUUUGAAGUCAAAGCGGCGAAUCUUGGAAAAUUUUAUAUUCCGAUUUUAUCCGCGUUGAGUUCCGUCGAAAAAGUCGGAGAUCACGGAUUAGCGCUUACACUCGCAAAGGAUCAAAAGGAUUCGAUUUCUAUCGUAUCCAAUGAUUCUAAUGAUCCCAACAAAGAUCAGAAAAAACUUAGAAAACUCAUUGAUAAAAUCCCGUUGGAACGUCUCGAAUUAAUUUGGCUACACGUCGCCUACCUGGUCAAGAAACCACCAGUAUUUAUCAAUAACAACCAUGAGAAUGAAAAUACUCUUUGCAAGCGCUGUCACGAAGACAUGAUUCAGAUUGUAGAAAAGAUUGAUCCAGUUCCAGAUGUGGAGAUCAUUAAAGACACGAAAAAACAAAUUAUCGAAAUAAAAGAUACGUUUUUGGCGAGAUUUCAUUAUGAAUCAAAUGAUCAAGGAGACGAAGAAACACUUGAUUUCGAAGUGCCAGUCUGUAUGAAAUAUGACGAGUUUAAGAGCGCAGUUCAGUCAACUUGUGAUAUCCCAAAAAUUCAUGAAAUUAUGUGCAAGUUUGUCAAUGAGACUGCAAAUGUAGAAUUUAUAAAGGUUCAUAAUGAUAAUGAGUGGAGGGAUGCGAUUGAGUUGCUCGGAGAUGCAACUGAGUUGAAUUUUUGGUGGACUGAAUAG
This is a messenger RNA of Ambispora gerdemannii, 1185 nucleotides long. The record is from the annotation of a GenBank genome assembly. Lineage: Eukaryota; Fungi; Glomeromycota; Glomeromycetes; Archaeosporales; Ambisporaceae.